CAAACAAUGGCGUCGUUUUCUUUCAUAGCAGCAGUCAUUUUGACAUUGACAGAUCAAGAAACAAGCUUUUAAUUUCUGGAAACUUAUUUGCGUUUUUCUAGAAAAUGAACGACAACGAUGAUGAGCUGACCACAUUUUGUGACUCGGCGGCAUCUCUUGUCGAAGGAUGUCGCCUGCCAGUACGGAUGCAAGGAGGCGAUGACUGGCCACUAGCUGAAAUUAUUAGUAUAAAAGAAAUACGUGGACAAAGAGGAUAUUAUGUGCACUAUGUUGAUUUCAAUAAGCGUCUGGACGAGUGGGUGGGAGAAUCAUGGCUGGACACCAGAAAGGUACAGUUUCCAAGAAGAGAUGGAGUUUCAACGGGAGGAACAACCACACCGAAGAAGACACAUAUCGGAUCAGGAGGUGGCGUCAUGCCUAAUUUUAUUAAUGAUACUGUCUGCAAUGAAAGUCAGAAGUCUAGUACGAUUCCGAGUAGGCCCACUAUUGUGAACCAACAAGUUCAGCCAACUCAGCCACCCCAACCUAAAGUUCAUGAGAAAGCCCACUUUAAUGCACUCAAUGGUUCCACACCAAAAAAUUCACUUGGUUACCUCAAACCUCUGAACGUGAACGUUCAGGACUUGCGAACAGGCAAGGGUGGUGUGGAUAAGGGCAGAGGCGUGACCACAGGUGUUAUUGCCGGGGAGCCCCGUCAACUAGUAUCCCGUCCCGCAAGCCCGACCCUCGGCAAUGAUUCGUCAUCUCUCGUCAACGGAGGCGCGGUGCUGGCUGCCGCCUUGCAGAAGAAAAUGAAUAGGAAACGGAAAGCACCCUCUAUAGACAAUGAAAACAAUUCAUUACAGGAACCCAAGCAAAAACAUUCUAAAACGUUUCAGGCGGAAGGUAUUCCGUCUCUUGAAACCGAAGGCAGUGAGACCAAUGUUAGUGGAACGGCGACGCCAACGACCAGGCCGCGACAGUCGGGGAGCAUGGUGGCACAUGGCCAUGAUGACCUCGUCACUAGAAUGAAGAAUAUAGAAAUGAUAGAACUGGGAAGGAAUAGGAUACGACCUUGGUAUUUUGCGCCUUAUCCACAGGAAAUGGUCAAUCUACCGUGUAUUUACAUUUGUGAAUUCUGUUUGAAAUACAGAAAAAGUAAAAAGUGCCUAGAAAGACAUUUGAUCAAAUGCAAACUAAAACACCCUCCUGGUAAUGAGAUAUACAGAAAAGGAAGCAUAUCGUUCUUCGAGAUAGACGGACGGAAAAACAAAUGUUACGCACAAAACUUGUGCCUACUAGCCAAACUGUUCUUAGACCACAAAACUUUGUACUACGAUACUGACCCUUUUUUGUUUUAUGUUAUGACCGAAUUUGAUGCCAGAGGAUUUCACAUAGUAGGAUACUUUUCGAAAGAGAAAGAGAGUACGGAAGACUACAACGUAGCAUGUAUAUUGACACUACCUCCAUACCAAAGAAAAGGAUAUGGAAAACUUCUUAUAGAAUUUAGUUACGAAUUAUCAAAGUUUGAAGGCAAAACAGGGUCACCGGAGAAACCCCUAUCUGACCUUGGACUUCUGUCGUACCGGAGUUACUGGGCACAGACUAUAUUGGACAUACUUACGCACAUUAAACCCGUAGGAGACAAUGAGAAACCUAUUAUUACUAUCAACGAAAUCUGCGAGCUAACCAGCAUAAAGAAAGAGGACGUGAUCAGCACACUGCAGAACCUUAACUUAAUCAACUACUACAAAGGACAAUACAUCAUAUCGGUUAAUGAGCAACACGAAAAGGCUAUGGAAAAGAGGAAUUUGCGAAUCGACCCCAAGUGCUUGCAUUGGACGCCCAAAGAUUGGUCGAAACGCGCGAAAUGCGUUUGAAGGCAUAGAGUAACGAAGAUGCGAGCUAUCUAACUCUGGCUUCUGAAACGUAGUGGCCAGUGUUGUUCGCUGCAUCAAGACCUACGUACAAUGGCAACGCUUCGUUAUACUACGUAUGUCCUCUGUAGUUAUCUUAUAAAUUAAUCAUUCGGCAUUUCUCAAAAAGUGUAUGUUUUAGAAUAAAUUGUAUGAUUAGUGUAGUACAAAUGUAUUGAAGUAUUGUAUUCUACCUCGUUCGUAGUGUAGUAGUAAGCCUUUCAUUUAGCGAAUUGUACUUUUUUCCUAAUGACGCUUCUAGCAAUCAUUUUCGUUUCUAGACGCUUCAGGAUAGGUCUCAAUAGAUUAAGGAUCUAAAAACCUUUUGUCUUUGUUUUAACAAAGUUUCGAUCUCAUGCCGUUGUAGUAAAAUAUUUCGAUCGGCCAAAACUUCUGAACUGAUUAUAUUUCAUUCAGAAGUCUAAACUAUUUUCUACUACCACGACUUUUCUACCAUUAUAGCUUGGCAACAAAACUAAUCAUUUAAAAAGUUGCGUUGCAGUCAAACUUCAGGCAUCUAAUUUCUUUUGCUCUUUAAGUUAUCAAAAAAAAAUCUUCAAAUCAAAUAUUACAUGGGGCACAUCUUACAUCAUUCCCAAAUAAUGUCUCAAUAUGAACUGAUAAUAAUUCGCUAUUAUUAUGGUAGUUUCAGACAUCGUUUGAAAAAAUAUCUUGUAAAACGGUUUGAGAACUUUAAAAAGAAAAUUACAAAGCUUAAUUUUUCACCCGCAUGAGGGUACACUUUUUGAGAUCUGCAAUAGAUAAAUAUUUUCUAGUCUCUGUUAAGACCGGUUCAUGUCAAUGAAAUAAAACUGUGAGAUUGUGUGGUAUGAUUGAAAUAUUGUUCAAAAUGCUCGCUACAAUAGCCAAGUAAGAUAUUCAAUACAUUUCGAAAUGUAAGCUUUAUUGUGAUAUUAAAUAAUAUCAUUGUUUUA
Molecule: messenger RNA, 2830 nt
Organism: Helicoverpa zea (corn earworm)
Lineage: Eukaryota; Metazoa; Arthropoda; Insecta; Lepidoptera; Noctuidae
Gene: Tip60
Product: histone acetyltransferase KAT5
Exons: 15
Coding region: 105-1859 (584 amino acids)
Biological process (GO): regulation of DNA-templated transcription
Molecular function (GO): histone acetyltransferase activity
Source: RefSeq, a predicted model, not a curated record